AUGGCGGCGGGCAUGGUCAACAGCCUGCUCGAGAAACUCCACUUGACCUCGUCAGAACAACGGGCGCCGGUGCAGGAGCCCAACAAAGAGCUUGUGAAGGAACUCCGCGAAAAGUACGAGAAGGCGAAUCAAGGCCAUGUUUGGGCGUUCUAUGACGACCUUGACACUGAAGGGAAGGCCGCCCUCUUCGAUCAACUCUCUCUCUUUGAUCCCGACCGUGUAAACGUACUCGCCGACAAAGCGCUUAAUCCUCCAAAGCCAUCAGACGAAGAACCCUCCAUUGAACCGCUCCCCGAGUCUGCGACUGCAUCUUUGCUUGAUGCUCCUGAGGAACAGAAGAAUGAAUGGUACAAUACUGGCCUUGAUCUGAUUGCGAAGAACAAAGUCGCGGUGGUAUUGUUGGCAGGAGGUCAAGGGACAAGAUUGGGCAGCUCGGAUCCAAAGGGCUGUUUCGAUAUUGGUCUACCCAGCAAGAAGUCUUUGUUUCAGCUACAGGCGGAACGGAUCUGGAAAGUCCAGCAGUUAGCCAAACACCAUGCUUCAUCCGAGAUCGAUCCUGUUGUGCCGUGGUAUGUUAUGACCAGCGGCCCUACGCGAGCCCCAACAGAGAAGUUCUUCGAGGAGCACAAUUACUUCGGGUUGUCCAAGGAAAAUGUCAUCAUCUUCGAACAAGGGGUGCUUCCGUGCAUUUCCAACGAGGGGAAAAUCCUCAUGGAAAGCAAGUCCAAGGUUGCUGUGGCGCCCGAUGGCAAUGGAGGGAUCUACCAAGCGCUUUUGACGUCCGGUUCGCGCGAUGACAUGCGGAAACGGGGCAUCGAACAUGUCUAUACCUAUUGUGUUGACAACUGCCUGUCCAGAGUCGCAGACCCGGUCUUCAUUGGCCUUGCAUCAAGUCGAAACGUGGAUAUUGCAACCAAGGUUGUGCGCAAGAGAGCGGCAGAUGAACCUGUCGGCCUGAUUGUCCAGAAGAACGGGAAGCCCGAUGUAGUUGAGUACUCGGAGAUUGACAAGGAAAUGGCAGAGGCCAAGGACAGUGCCGGCCGCCUUAAGUUCAGAGCGGCAAAUAUUGUCAACCACUACUACUCUUUCAGAUUCUUCGAGACUAUCGAGGAAUGGUCGCACAAGCUACCACAUCAUGUUGCCAAAAAGAAGAUUCCCUAUAUGGAUACGGAGACAGGUGAGACGGUGAAGCCGGAGAAGCCCAACGGCAUCAAACUGGAGCAGUUCGUGUUUGACGUGUUCCCCUUUACCCCCAUGGAGAAAUUUGCCUGCCUGGAGGUGGAUCGCAAGGAAGAAUUCUCGCCGUUGAAGAACGCUCGAGGCACAGCGGAGGACAAUCCGGACACUAGCAAACGAGAUAUAAUGGAACAAGGUGCUCGAUGGUUGCGCAACGCAGGGGCCAUUGUGGUUUCCGAAGGUAACAAUGCCGGAGUCGAGGUCUCUCCACUGAUCAGCUAUGCCGGCGAGGGUCUUGACUACUUGAGAGGACGAGAGAUCAGAGCGCCGGCUGUGAUCGAGAGGAGCAAGGCGGAAGAAGAGUAA
Messenger RNA from Exophiala dermatitidis NIH/UT8656, 1542 nucleotides. RefSeq names its product UDP-N-acetylglucosamine pyrophosphorylase. Lineage: Eukaryota; Fungi; Ascomycota; Eurotiomycetes; Chaetothyriales; Herpotrichiellaceae. Bases 1 to 1542 code for a protein of 513 amino acids. Gene Ontology annotation, molecular function: UDP-N-acetylglucosamine diphosphorylase activity. The record is from RefSeq and is a predicted model, not a curated record. Gene Ontology annotation, biological process: UDP-N-acetylglucosamine biosynthetic process. The transcript has 2 exons.